Messenger RNA from Helobdella robusta, 339 nucleotides. RefSeq lists its product as hypothetical. The transcript is spliced from 4 exons. The record is from RefSeq and is a predicted model, not a curated record. Gene Ontology annotation, cellular component: NADPH oxidase complex. Gene Ontology annotation, molecular function: heme binding. NCBI's taxonomy places the organism in Eukaryota, Metazoa, Annelida, Clitellata, Rhynchobdellida, Glossiphoniidae. The coding region runs from base 1 to 339 and encodes 112 amino acids. Gene Ontology annotation, biological process: superoxide anion generation.
AUGGCUACUGCAUCAACGUCAUCAACUUCAGCUUCCUCAACAAGUGUUGCGUCUCUAACCGAAAACCACGCUAACAAAUCAAGAAGCAACUUUUCUGUGUGGGCGAAUGAACUAGCUCUCAUUGGAUCAUGCAUUCUGCUGUUGGGAGCACUAAUCGGAGUGGCAGGGCAGUUCAGAAACUGGCAAUGUGCAGCCGUAUCAAUACCAAUUUCGAUAGUGUUCAUUUUCAUAGAGUACCCUCGUUGCAGAGGAGAAAUGAGGAGAAACGCAAGAGAACAAGAUAUGAAGAUAUACGAGAAAAGAAAGGGGCACGAGCAACUAGACGAGCAGCAGAGUUAA